UGUGGUAUUCAGGUUCAGUCACCAAAGGAACAUGGAAACUUACUCAGUGAUUCAUUGCAGGGCCUCAGAAAUUGUACAGAUUUUUCUAGAGAUUUUGUGGAUGAAAAAAGGAAGUCAAAGCUGCUGACCAGCCAUUGAGUUCAGCAGAAAAAUGUGUGUAUUGUCCAGGUUAAAACCGAAAUUUUUCCAUGUAGUAACAGUAAUUCAUUUUAUAGAGAUAAUCUUACAGUGUCUACCCAGAAAUUUGAGAGCAAGUAGUAGAAUUUCUGUCAGACUUCUUCCCAUUAUUCUUUUGAACUUUGUAGUGUCACAUGUACACUUGAAAUAGAAAAAAAAAGAAUGCUGUCUUAAUGUUGGUUUAGCUACAAGGAAGAUGCUGUUCCCUGGUAAGAAAGUUAGUAGAGCAAGUUUCAGUAAUCUCAAAUUAAGAUUUCGAACUUUGAGGUUUUUGAGUGGUUAAUGAUGUAAUGCCUCACUGCAAGUGAGCUUUUGAAAAAGCUGGGUGCCUUUAGCAGUUCUCUUGUCUUGUUCUGUAGCACUUCAGUUAGGAUGGCAGCUUCAGUAGAAAGCAUCAGAAGGCAAAACCUUUGUGAAGAGGAGCUGCUGAGGGCAAAAGGGUUGUCGGUGCCCGAGCCAUGGCCACACUUAUUCUCAAGUCCCUGAGCGGCCCACCCUGGGGAAUACAGACUAUGCAUUUGAGAUGGCCAUUUCAAACAUCCGAUAUGGAGAAGGAGUUACAAAAGAGAUUGGCAUGGACCUGCAGAAUCUUGGUGCUAGAAGAGUUUGUGUGAUGACAGAUAAAAACCUCUCCAAACUCCCUCCUGUAAAUGCAGUAUUGAAUUCCUUGGCAAAAUAUGGUAUAAACUUUCAAAUGUAUGAUAAUGUCCGUGUGGAGCCAACAGACCAAAGUUUCCUGGAUGCCAUUCAGUUUGCCAAAAAGGGAGAGUUUGAUGCCUAUGUUGCUGUUGGAGGUGGGUCUGUAAUGGACACCUGUAAAGCUGCCAACCUGUAUGCAGCCAGCCCUUCAUCAGAAUUCCUGGAUUAUGUCAAUGCUCCUAUUGGAAAAGGGAAGCCUGUCACUGUGCCCCUCAAACCACUUAUUGCAGUUCCUACGACAUCUGGCACUGGGAGUGAAACCACUGGUGUUGCCAUUUUUGACUUCAAAGAACUAAAAGUUAAAACCGGUAUUGCUUCAAGAGCCAUUAAGCCAACGUUAGGCAUCAUUGAUCCUUUACACACACUGUCUAUGCCUGAACGAAUCGUGGCCAACAGUGGCUUUGAUGUGCUUUGCCAUGCCCUGGAAUCCUACACUGCUCUCCCUUACAACGAGCGCAGUCCCUGCCCUGCCAACCCCAUCGACCGCCCAGCCUACCAAGGCAGCAACCCUGUCAGCGAUGUCUGGGCUCUGCACGCUCUGCGUGUUGUCGCUAAAUAUCUGAAAAGAGCCAUCAGAGACCCUGAAGACCGUGAAGCAAGAGCCAACAUGCACCUGGCAAGUGCUUUUGCUGGUAUUGGCUUUGGAAAUGCUGGUGUUCAUCUCUGCCAUGGAAUGUCUUACCCUAUUUCUGGUUUGGUGAAAACUUAUAAACCAAAGGAUUAUAAUGUGGAUCACUCUUUAGUGCCACAUGGCCUUUCUGUGGUGCUGACAUCCCCAGCAGUGUUUGCUUUCACAGCACAGAUACAUCCUGAGCGGCAUUUAGAAGCUGCAGAGAUUCUAGGAGCUGACAUCCGCACUGCCAGAAUCAAAGAUGCGGGGCUUAUUUUGGCAGACACACUCCGGAAAUUCCUAUUUGAUCUGAAUGUUGAUGAUGGCUUAGCUGCAAUUGGUUAUUCCAAAGCAGACAUCCCUGCAUUAGUCAAAGGCACCCUGCCUCAGGAGAGAGUGACUAAACUAUCACCACGUCCCCAAACAGAAGAAGAUUUAUCUGCUCUCUUUGAGGCUUCCAUGAAACUUUAUUAGCUUAAAGAUUUUGUUCUGGAAAGUGUGGUCUAUUCUAACACAGGGGUAGUUUCUCAUAGAUAUGGGACUGAACUUGUUUAGAGCAUGGAAGAAUUUGGGUACCUUUGACUUCUGUUCCAUUGUACACUGCCAAAAGGUCAUGUAAUUCAUCUUUAACUAAACAGUGCUUUGAAGUGAG
This is a messenger RNA of Catharus ustulatus (Swainson's thrush), 2138 nucleotides long. It is a transcript of the gene ADHFE1, whose product is annotated as alcohol dehydrogenase iron containing 1. Lineage: Eukaryota; Metazoa; Chordata; Aves; Passeriformes; Turdidae. The coding region runs from base 701 to 1960 and encodes 419 amino acids. Gene Ontology annotation, molecular function: alcohol dehydrogenase (NAD+) activity; metal ion binding. Gene Ontology annotation, cellular component: mitochondrion. The record is from RefSeq and is a predicted model, not a curated record. The transcript has 14 exons.